Messenger RNA from Drosophila willistoni, 3545 nucleotides. Its product is annotated as serologically defined colon cancer antigen 8 homolog. The coding region runs from base 242 to 3451 and encodes 1069 amino acids. The transcript has 8 exons. NCBI's taxonomy places the organism in Eukaryota, Metazoa, Arthropoda, Insecta, Diptera, Drosophilidae. The record is from RefSeq and is a predicted model, not a curated record. Gene Ontology annotation, biological process: establishment of cell polarity; neuron migration; centrosome cycle. Gene Ontology annotation, cellular component: centrosome; centriole.
UUCUUGUCCUCUGUACUCCGAUUCCAAAAGCAGUACUCGGGCUCAUUUUCAGAACGAGCUGUCAGCCCGUCAACAGAAUUUCACCAACACGUUGAGUGGUUCUCUAUUGACAAGUGAGAAUUUACACAAUUUAACACAGUCUCAACCCCGUGGCUCUGGAUACUCUGAACGCGACAGCGAACGAGCAAGUGUAGUGGGUAAUUCCACUGGGAGGAUUAAAAGGCGGUCAAGAAACCUUUCAAUGAAAUCCUCAAAGGGCAUAAGCAAGAAAAGCAAGACCAUGGACUAUACAAAUUAUGCCUACAAUGAGGCUGUGGGUCGAUUAAAGGUAAUGCUGGCCGAUAAUUCAUAUUCCACGCCCAAAUUAGGUGGUAGUUCGGGGUAUUUGCGAAAUUUCAACGAGGAUUCUGCAGAUAAUUUUUCGGACAAUUUAUCGGCCAUAGAGCGACCUGUAUAUUCGGAUAUAUCCAAAUACUUAUCGCCUAGUCAGAAAUCUCGUAUGAGCUCCUAUCGUCCAAAGAAGAGCUAUGGCCCAACUUUAAAUUCUACCUACCUUUCGGCGUCCAAAGAAAAUCUGGCUGCUCUUUAUUCGAAUACUCCGCCAUCAGUUCUUCCUAACGAAAGUGUUGCAGCUCCUGUGGAAAUAUUUAAUUUUAUUGAAAAACAAGAAGACUAUAUUGAGCAAUUGGAGAAGGAAUCGAAGUACUGUCGUAGUGAGUUAACCAACUUGUUGGGAAAAGUAAAAGACGUAAUCAAUGAGAACGAACAAUUGACGGAAAAUGCUCGCACUGAGUUUUCCGCAAUGGACGCUGGAGGGGGAAACAAGUCAAAAUCUCAGAGUAAUAUUGCAACUACUAGUCCUUCAUCGGAUAGUGAUGACCAUUUGGCCUUUGGAAGAAAAACGGCGCCAAGUACACCGAGAAAAUCAAAUCUAAAGGUGCAAUCACCACGCUAUGCCAGUGCGCCGAAUAUUGUGUACGAAGCCCGAAUAAGUGAGCUGGAGGCAGAGUUGAUGCAGGCAAACAUUGACUUAAAGCGUGUAAAGACAGAAAAUGAGGAGUUAAAAAGAAAAAUGUCCUACACAGAUCCUCUCACAGCAAUGGUGCCUGUCGGAGGCAAUUGUGAGGCUCAUCGCAAGCAACUAGAGCAAUUGCAACAGGACAAAGUGAUGUUGGAGGAAAGUGUCCAUCAGUUGCAGCGUUUGCUGGACGAGGCAAAGUCUCAGGGGCAUGCAGGUGCUAGCUCUAAGCGUUAUGUACAGGACCUUAUGCAGAUGGAACGAUCGCAGGCCGAACUCGAGGUCCGUCAUCUUCGAGACGAACUUGACCGUCAGCACGAGAGAGUUCGUGAACUGCAGCAUGAGAUGGCACGACGAUUGGCAGAAGAGCGAGCCAGUGCCGAGCGACGUUACAACAGUCAGGUGGAUCAGUUGGGUGGCGAUCUGAGCAGUCAGUGGGAACAAGUGACUAAGCUUCAGCUGGAGCUGGAGCGUCAGAAACGUUACGAAACGGACCUAAAGCGCGAUGUGGCCAAUCGAAACUCACAGAUAGAGGAAUUGAAGAUGGAACUAAGGGCCAAUAGGACUACGUUCCUGGCCGAUAUGGCACAGGUAAAUGCCGAAAAGCAGUCACUGGAGCAGGAGAUAACUUCUUUGCGUUUGCAAUUGGAUCGAGCGGCUAGAGAAACGAAAACGGAGGCAGCUCGUCUAAAUGCAGAGAUAAACUCAUUGCGUCAGCGUUUGGAUCGCGGCGAUGCAGAUUUGUUGCAUUCAAAGCGAGAAAUCUUACGCCUAAACGAUGAGAUAGCCAAUUUGGAAAAGGAGUUGGCUUAUGGAGAAUUGAAAAAUGAAAUACGACCCACCAAAAAGGAUUUGGAUAAACGUAUAUCAGAAAUGCAGGAUAAGCAUGCGGAAACGGUAAAUGAGCUCGAAGAAAUGAUAACCUCACAGAAGCAACUCAUGGAUAAACUAACAAGUGAAUGUAAAACUUUAACGGGCAAGUUAGAGGAUACAACCUACAGACACAAAGAGGAAAUAUCUGCUUUACAAUCGAAUCUAGAAUAUUUGUCUAAUCGAAUGUUAAGCAAUGAGGAGCAUAUGAGUAAAUUAGAUACAACAUCACAUGAUUAUGCUAGUUUAGUGCCUGGAAAAGCCGCCUAUGACUACCAGACUUCAACAUAUGGCACCACAAUCGAACCAAUACAAAGCACAACAUCACAACUACAACACAACAACCCAAACGAUGACUACACAGGAGCAGCAGCAGCCGCAGCAGCAGCCGCAGCAGCAGCCGCAGCAGGAGCAGUUGCAGCAGAAACACCAGCAACAUCAGGACCAACAACAGGAACAACAAAUGAGAAUGCAUCCCCAACAGGACGCAAAGCAAGCAUCUCUAAUGUCCUGUCGCCCCUUGAUGGAUUCAACGAUAAUGAUGAAAAUCUCAAGGACAACAUUGGCUUGGGCGAGAAGCAGCAACAACAACGGGAACGGGAACGCGAGCAACAGCAAGAAAAGGAACGUCUACGAGAGCGGGAAGAGCGAGACAGGGAGCUUCGAGAGUUGCGUGAGCAGCGUGAGAAGCGUGAAAGAGAACGGGAACAGGCCGACCAGCAGCAGCAACAACUGCAACAGCAACAGCAAAGUGAACUCCAACGUCGCUACAGUAAUGAGCAAAGCGAACAUCAACAACAACAACAACAGCAACAAUCCCUGCCCGAUACCAGUAUCACCAAUGCAGGAAGUGCCAACUUGGCUGCCUACAACACCGAUUACAGUGCCUACGAUCAGCAGCAAUACGAUGCCAGCGCAUAUGACACAAGCGCAUAUAGUCAACAGUCCUAUGACCCGCAGCAAUAUGCCGCCUAUGACUACAACAACGGCGACUAUGGACAGGCAGGAUAUCAAUAUGAUGCCACGCCAGCAACAGCAACAGCAGCACAGUCUCAACCGACUACAAUCGUUCACCACCGCCACUCACAACGCCGGCGUCAGCACUUGCGCCCACAUCUCCACCCACAUCAACUCCCUCCCCCACAGGAGUGGGCCGACCACAACCGCGCUCGGGCAGUGGAACUGUGGGGCCAACAGCUGCCCCAGGAGCACUCGGCUCUAGCAAAUCCUCUUUGCCACAACAGCCUGCCUCGGCCUCCGCCGGAAAGAAGUAGUUGGAGUCCAGAGUCAAACGAUUUGGAUUUAUCCGUUAGCAGUCCAAGUUUAAUGCGAUAUUCCUCCAAUGAUGAAACAUGUUCCGAGCUAGCUGAUUUAAGUGAAACCUUUGUCGUCGAAGUUGAUGAAGAUGCAAUAGCAUUGACAGAGGAGAGUCUAUCCCCAUGUAAUACUACGAUUAUCACAUCCAGAAGAUCCAGUGCUCCUGCUGCAGUGCAACAGCAUCGCCAGCAAAGUGAAGCCAACGAAACAGUCAUCAUUGAGACCAGCACAAAGUUUUCCAAUUAAUUAAUCCAACGUUUCAUUUUUAUACUUCCGAUCCAAAUAGGCUCAUAUGUUUCGAGGCUUAAAUAUACAUAUAUGUGUGUAAUUAUUGAAUUUA